UUUGGAUUUUGUGGCAUGGAAUGGGCUAAGGCUCGUCUAGCAACUCUGUUCUAAAGGUUUAUCCGACAAGGUGAAAUUGUACCAAAUCAACUGGAAUCUUGAUGACUGUUUGCGCGAAUUCAAAUCAUCAAUGGCAUUCGACAACACUCUCUCUGUUUCCCAAAUGCAAAACACUAAGAGACGUCCAACAAAUUCAUGCUCACCUAACCAAGACCGGUCUUAUCAACAAUCAAUCUCUCACCACCAAGCUCAUACUCAAGUUCUGUGCUUCUCCGCACGCACCCGUCGUUCGAUUUGCUCGUUACUUGUUCUUUCGCAAAACCCUUUUUGAUCCCUUCAUCUGGAACGCCAUCAUCAAGACAUUCUCGCACGGUCAUGAUCCACUAGAAGCCAUGCUCAUCUUUUCCCUCAUGCUAGAAAAUGGUGUUCUUGUUGACAAGUACUCCUUUUCUUUGCUCCUGAAAGCGUGUUCGAGGAUGGCCUUGGUAAAAGAAGGAAUGCAACUUCAUGGGUUGAUUGAAAAGUUUGAUUUUGGGUAUUCUGAUGAUGAGUUGUUUCUAAACAACUGUUUGAUUUGUUUGUAUUUGAGGUGCGGCUGUCACGGUUUAGCACGCCGGGUAUUCGACAGAAUGCAUAACCGGGAUUCUGUUUCGUUUAACUUGAUGAUAGAUGGUUACGUUAAGAGUGGAACCAUCGAUUCUGCUCGUGAGUUGUUUGUUCAAAUGCCUGUAGAGAUAAAGAAUUCAAUUUCCUGGAAUUCCAUGAUCAGAGGAUACAUGAAAUAUGAGGAGGAAGAAGAAGCAUGGGAGCUGUUUAACAAAAUGCCUGAAAGGGAUUUAGUUUCAUGGAAUCUAAUGUUAGAUGGUUAUAUCAAACGUGGGCGAAUAGAAACAGCUCAAGCUUUAUUCAACGAGAUGCCACAAAGAGACGUCGUUAGCUGGGCGAGUAUGAUUGACGGUUAUGGUAAACUAGGCUGGACUAACAUAGCACGAUCCCUUUUCGAUAAAAUGCCAGAUAGAGACAUAGUUUCAUGCAACACAAUGAUGGCUGCAUACUUACAAAACGGAAAUUUCACAGAAGCACUAAAACUGUUCCACGACGUUCAAACUGAGACAAAUCUAUCUCCAGACGAAGCGACUCUCUCCAUCGCGCUCUCCUCAAUUGCACAAUUAGGUCUCAUCGACGAAGGUGUAGCAAUCCACAAUCAUAUCGUGGAAAAAAGAUUCUCUUUGGAUGGAAAUCUUGGUGUAGCCCUAAUAGACAUGUAUUCAAAAUGUGGCGAUAUAGUGAAAGGCAUUAAGAUAUUCGAAAACAUUAAACACAAAAGAAGAAGAAGAAGCAAUAAUGUUGAUCACUGGAACGCAAUGAUUAACGGUUUGGCAAUCCAUGGUUAUGGUAAAUCAGCUUUUGAAUUGUUUAUGGAGAUGAUGAGAAAACAGUCUAUUAUAAGGCCAGAUGACAUAACUUACAUUGGAGUGAUAAACGCUUGUGGACAUUCGGGUUUGAUAAAAGAAGGUUUAAUGUGUUUUGAGAUAAUGAGAAGAGUGCAUCGGUUAGAGCCGAAGCUUCAACACUACGGGUGUGUUAUUGAUGUUCUUGGAAGGGCAGGUCAUAUAGAAGAAGCUACAAAGUUGAUAAGGGAGAUGCCAAUUAAACCAAAUGAGGUUGUUUGGAGAACAUUGUUAAGUGCUUGCAAUAAUUACGAGAGUUUUAAGAUUGGGGAGCCGAUAGCAAAGCAUUUGAUUGAAUUGGAUUCGUCUAAAUCGAGUGGGUAUGUGAUUCUUUCCAAUAUAUAUGCUUGUUUUGGGUUGUGGGAUGAUGUUAGAAAGGUUAGGGAAAUGAUGAAACAGAAUGAUAUUAAGAAAUUGCCUGGUUCUAGUUGGAUUGAACUUGAUGGCCAAGUUCAUCAGUUCUUUGCUGGAGAUAAAUCAUCCUCUUAAGCAUCUAUACUUUCUUACUUAUUAAAUAUGUAUUCCUUAAGGGGGACUAGCUUAUACCAUUUUUUAGCAUAUUUUCCAAACUUUCAUAACUUAAUUAAAUCCAAAGAACAUCAUAUCUUGUUGCUUUAA
Impatiens glandulifera is the source of this 2069-nucleotide messenger RNA. RefSeq names its product pentatricopeptide repeat-containing protein At2g45350, chloroplastic. The record is from RefSeq and is a predicted model, not a curated record. The coding region runs from base 102 to 1940 and encodes 612 amino acids. Gene Ontology annotation, biological process: RNA modification. NCBI's taxonomy places the organism in Eukaryota, Viridiplantae, Streptophyta, Magnoliopsida, Ericales, Balsaminaceae. The transcript has a single exon. Gene Ontology annotation, molecular function: RNA binding; protein binding.